AUGCCCGCCCGGGGAUCCGAGUUCUGCAGUUCAAACAGUGCCAUGCAUUGCGCCACGCCACCCGCGGGCCCAUCCCGUUCGCUGUCACUGGUUUUACUGUCGCUGUCGCUCCUGGUGCCAAUAUUUGACGGUAGCCGCGCUACGAUCGCCAGCGCCAGCACCGGGGUCGUGCGAGAGAACUCCGUGGCACCGAAAGACUCCAGCGUCCCGCCGCCAUCACCGACACCGGCUUCAAUCGCGAACGAAAUUGAUCAAUCAAGCGGCUGGCCAACGGUGAGUGGCGAAGGUAGUGCAACGACAACGAUUACCAGUACGACAACGACGAUAGCUUCGUCAUCGAUUGCAACAUCGAUUGCGGCAACCAGCUUGCGUCCUGCGACAGAACACCCGGUACCCGAACGGACCCGUGACCAGGAAACUCAUCCGGAGGUGCCAGAUUUUCCCUCCAACUGCUCGGAAUUCAGCGCAUCUCCGAUCCAACUCGUCUACCACGAGAGGGCCCGCAUCCAGAAGUGUUGCCCACCGGGCCAGAUGAUACAGCCGCUCAGCAACUUUCGGUACGAGUGCGUUCCGGGGAACCGCGAGCUGAGGAUCGAAACGAUCGAAGCGCACUUCUACGGCAACAACGAGUGCAUCGAGGUGGGCGACGAGCCGGUGUCGCUGCCCGUGGUGUCACAGGACCUGUGCCACGAUGCACCGCAAGCGCUCAUGUACAGCGCGGACCAGGGCGACGAGCUGUUUGUGAUGCAGAACGGGUCCCUGCUGGUGCUGGAGUACGGUUCGCUGGUGUCCGUCUUCGACAGCUACUGCGUGGAGAUGACCAGCGAUGCCCGGCUGCUGGCGAAGGUGUGCGAGGAGGUGCACGAGCCCCAGAUUGCGUUCCUGCGGGUGUUCAUCGCGGUUGGCGUCACGCUAGCGACCCUGGCACUGACCAUUACCGCGCUCAGCUACACGUUCGUGCCGAAGCUGAAUGACACGUUCGGGUACCUUAUAGCGGCCCACGCCAGCGCCUUCGCCGUCGGAACGAUAUUUGUCGGGCUGGCCCGGUGCGGGGACCAGUGUGUCGGUGGUGACGGCGGAACCCAUGCCGUCCUCGAACUGUUUGCCAAUGCGUUCCUCGGUACGUCGGUGUUUGUGUUCUUCCUGAUGAACGUCCUCAACACGGUCUACGUUGCAUAUUACAUCCCGAAUGGGCUCGAGUACGAUGGCCACAACAAGCGAGACGUCUACGUAUUGAUCGGAGUGCUCUAUACGAUCAGUCUGAUACCGUUGUUACUGCUGCCAAAGGGUGGACUCAUAUCGAUCGUGUUCAUCUACUACGCGGGGAUCGCCCUAACGCACGCCCUUUCGACGUACUACACGAGACGGCUGACCUCGGGGAUCUAUCUGCAUAUCAACGACACCGCGGUCAGCGGUCAAACGAAAAUUAAUCACGCGCGAUUGAAUGACAUAAGCAAACAGACCCGGCUGUGUCGCAUGGAAGCCGGCUUCUCGAUCGUGUGCUGGAUCGCGUUCGCGGUGCUGAUGCUGGCCACCAACAUGAGCGACUUCCCGCGGAUCGCCGCCGUCUACAUCAUCGUGGUGCAGGGUCUGUUCGUUGGCGUAGUGUUUGUGGCCGGCAGCCAGAAGUGGAUCAUCAUCCGCGAGUGCUGGAGCAACUCGGGCUCGGUCGAUCUGCGGGUGCUGGAGAACGGUAUCGAGAUGAAACGGUUGCGGCACAACGACGACACUGACGAUCGAGUGGUUAGGAUCUCGUAGCUGCCCGAAGCCUUUUCGCCAUUUGCUACAAUCUGUGAUGUUUGCGAGGAUGAUAUUUUCGGCGCGGCGAGUUCGUCGCUAGGUGCCACGCCGUGAAAACUUAAACCGCGCCACCCGAAUACGUAUGUCGAUUUAGGGUAUAGAGAGAGAGAGAGAGAGUAGAAAGAAGUUACCAAAUGCCCAACGGCGGGUUGCGAACGAGGUGCGAGCAACACCACCCCCAACCGAGAGAUCCUCUAUCGUGUGCCAAAAAAGACAAGGACGAGACAGAUGCCAGUGCGCAGCGACACAUCAUCACGGGGCAAACCCCUAGCACGUCUUGUAUAUUUAUAAAUCAGUCGAAAUGUAGUCAACGAACCCUUUUUUAUACA
This is a messenger RNA of Anopheles bellator, 2129 nucleotides long. RefSeq lists its product as uncharacterized. The record is from RefSeq and is a predicted model, not a curated record. The transcript has 5 exons. Lineage: Eukaryota; Metazoa; Arthropoda; Insecta; Diptera; Culicidae. Bases 1 to 1758 code for a protein of 585 amino acids.